Molecule: messenger RNA, 549 nt
Organism: Molossus molossus (Pallas's mastiff bat)
Lineage: Eukaryota; Metazoa; Chordata; Mammalia; Chiroptera; Molossidae
Gene: FAM237A
Product: family with sequence similarity 237 member A
Exons: 2
Coding region: 1-549 (182 amino acids)
Source: RefSeq, a predicted model, not a curated record
AUGGCUGAUCCUGGAAAGAGAGGAGGGAUCUACCGCCCCUUGAACCUCACCUGCUCCCUCCUCAUUGUGGGAAUGUGCUGUGUGACUCCUCUCUUCUGCCACAGCCAGACAGACCUGCUGGCUCUUAACCAAGCUGAUCCCCAGUGCUGGGAGUCUUCCUCAAUGCUCCUCCUCGAAAUGCGGAAGCCUCGAAUUUCCAACACUGUGUCAGGUUUCUGGGAUUUUAUGAUCUACCUGAAGUCAUCUGAGAACUUAAAGCAUGGGGCACUGUUUUGGGAUCUGGCCCAACUAUUCUGGGACAUCUAUGUGGACUGCAUCCUCUCUAGGAACCAUGGCUUAGGAAGGAGACAGCUGGCUGGAGAGGAAGAGAAGAUCUCAGCCUUGCAUCCAGAGCACACAGGGAGAAAACAAGGUGCAUAUUUCCAGCAACUAAGAAUCUCCUCCCUGAAGAAGAAAGAGUUGAUUGAUUUGCUAAGCCUGCAGAUGCGCAGGAGCGGGUCUAAGUUCAUUGGAAAAGCAAGCAGUGGUCUGGAAAUAAAGAGAAAAUAA